Episyrphus balteatus (marmalade hoverfly) is the source of this 2032-nucleotide messenger RNA. RefSeq names its product angiotensin-converting enzyme-like. NCBI's taxonomy places the organism in Eukaryota, Metazoa, Arthropoda, Insecta, Diptera, Syrphidae. Gene Ontology annotation, molecular function: peptidyl-dipeptidase activity; metallopeptidase activity. Gene Ontology annotation, cellular component: plasma membrane. Gene Ontology annotation, biological process: proteolysis. The transcript is spliced from 7 exons. The record is from RefSeq and is a predicted model, not a curated record. The coding region runs from base 89 to 1957 and encodes 622 amino acids.
CUACUUCUCUGAGUAUAAAAAGCUAAAAGUUCUUAGUUAUAACUUAGUGUUGUUUAAAACUUUGUGAUUUCAACAACAAGUUGCCGUGAUGAAAGUUAAAAUAUUGUGUUUGUUCCUUAUUGGAUUGGUAGCAGUUUGCAAUGCUGCACCAUUAAAUUCCAAUGAACAAGAAGCUCGUGCCUUUGUUCAAAGAGCUAGUACAAAAAUGUUCAACUACUAUGACGAACUUAGCCGGGAAAUAUUUGAAGCCGAUAACAAUGAUCCGGCAAAAGUAAUGAGUGCUUUGGAAACACUUGUCAAAACAGCCAAGAAAGUAGUUGAAAUUGUUAAAGAAUCAAAACAAUACGAUGAUUCGAAAUUUGUCGAUCCUGAAUUGAAGUAUGUAUUUAAAAUUAUUCGUAAAUCAGCUGAAGAAGCAAUACUUGGCGAAGAGAAAUUUGUUGAAUUGUUUGCUUCGAUGGGUAUGCUGGAAGAAUUAGCAAGUGACAAAGAUAUUCCAGCUUAUCGGAAUAACUCUGUUGAGUUGGCAUUUUUCCCAGACAUUCAAGAUAUUUUUGCAAAGAGUCAAGAUCCAGAGGAGUUGAAAUAUUAUUGGACAACAUGGAGAGCGAAGAAUGGUGCAUGGGCUAUUGGACAUUUUGUUAAUUUGGUUAAAAGUUUGAAGGAAGCUGCUGCAUUGACUGAAAUAACUCCCUUGGAAUUCUGGCUGCACGACUACAAUAUCACCGAAAUGAGGAAAGUAGUUAAACAAAUCCGUCCACUCUACAAUCAACUACAUGCAUUCAUUCGCAACCGUUUGUACCAGCGAUACGGUGAUUUGGUUAUCAAACCAAAUGGACCAAUUCCCCAUCAUCUAUUCGAACAAGUGUUGGCCCAAGCAUGGACUCCUGGUAGUAUCAUUGAUGACAUGUACCCACACAAAGACUUACCACCAUACGAUGAAAUUCUUAAACAAAACGACUUUGACACUUUGAAAAUGUUCAAAAUGGCCGAUAAAUUCUAUCAAUCAUUGGGAUUCAAUUCAAUACCCGAAGAAUACUGGGGUAGUCAUUUCAAAAUGAACUCUGACGAAGAUGAGGGCGAUUGUAAACCAACAAUUUUCGAUAUGUCGCCAAAUGUUUACAUGCAAUAUUGUCAGAAAAUGGACUUUAGGAAAUUCUUACAAGCUCAUGGUUAUAUGGGAGAAGUUUACUAUGCUAGAGAAAAGGUUGAUUUACCAGUUUAUUACUUUGAUGCUCAUUAUUUACAGUUUCCUGUUGGUGAAGCUGUUGUCUUGUCAGCUUCAACACCAAAACAUUUAAGUGCUAUUGGCUUGGUUACUGAUUUUAAAUUUACCGAAGAGGUUAAAAUGAAUCGUCUUUUGAGAAUGGGUAUCCACACUUUGCUUAAUAUGCCAGUGUACUACAUCCAUACUAAAGUCAUGUAUGACUUAUUUGCUGGAACUGUUGAUAUGACCGAUUUGAACAAACAUUACUGGAAGUUGAUGGAGAAACAUGCCGGAGUAGCACCUCCAGUUGAUCGUGGUGAUGAAGCAUACGAUUUUCCAUUCAAAUUCUACACCGAACUGACUGAGAACAAACAGGCUAGUAAAUUCAUGACAGAAGUGCUAGGAUAUCAAUUUUAUGAGAAACUCUGUGAGAUUAGUGAACAAUACUCCAGAUUAGACAAAUCGGAACCGAUUAACAACUGUGAUUUCUAUGGCAACAAAAAAGCUGGUGAUGCUUUGAAAAAAAUGAUGAAACUUGGAUCUUCUAAACCUAUGCGUGAAGUGUUGGAAACAAUGUUCCCUGAAGAUCCUUCUGUGAGUGCAGAAAGUCUUAUUGAAUAUUAUGCUCCAAUGAAAUCUUGGUUGGUUAAAAUGAACAGUGAACAGAAUGUUCGUACUGGAUGGCUUCAUUCUGACAAAAAGGUUUCAAUUAUUACAUAUAACGAGGAGGAAGAUGAAGUAGAGGAAUAAACUAUGAUUUGAAUAUGAAUUAAUUUGAAAUAAAACGGAAAGAAAAUAAUAAUGAAAAAUAAUGUUUUAUUCGUU